Molecule: messenger RNA, 1163 nt
Organism: Phaedon cochleariae (mustard beetle)
Lineage: Eukaryota; Metazoa; Arthropoda; Insecta; Coleoptera; Chrysomelidae
Source: the annotation of a GenBank genome assembly
AUGUUUAAUCUGAAAACAAUGUCCGGAGAAACUACCAUUAAGGGCAACCCUUCUCAGUAUGUCAAGUUGAAUGUUGGGGGCUGUUUGCACUAUACCACAAUUGGCACCCUCACGAAACAUGAUACCAUGCUACGAGCUAUGUUCAGUGGUCGUAUGGAAGUUUUGUCUGAUUCAGAUGGUUGGAUUUUGAUAGACAGGUGUGGUAAACAUUUUGGUGCAAUUCUUAAUUUUCUCCGAGAUGGAAGUGUGUCACUACCAGAGUCCACAAGAGAUAUUGCUGAACUGGUGGCUGAAGCAAAAUAUUACUGCAUAGCUGAAUUAGUGGAAUCAUGUAACAAAGCAUUGCUCAAAAAGGAAAGGGGUGAACAUGAGCCUACUUGUAGAGUACCUAUGAUCACAUCCCAAAAAGAAGAAGAAAUGCUUAUUAGUUCUACCACAAAGCCCUCCAUCAAAUUGCUUAUAAACAGACACAAUAACAAGUAUUCUUACACCAGUACUUCAGAUGACAAUUUGUUGAAAAACAUUGAAUUAUUUGACAAGCUAUCUUUGUGGUACAGUAGUAGGGUGCUAUUUUUAAAGGAUGUCAUAAGUACUAGUGAGAUAUGCUGUUGGGUUUUUUAUGGUCAUGGCAGGAAAGUAUCUGAGGUUUGUUGUACAUCCAUAGUCUAUGCUCCUCACAAGGUGUAUACCAAAGUGGAUUGUCCAGAGGCAAGAAUAUAUGAGGAAGCAUUGAAUAUACUAUUGUAUGAAAGCAGGAAUGCCCCUGAUCAGGAGUUGAUGCAAGCUACAUCAACAAGGGGGGCUGUAUCUGGAAUGUCCACUUAUACCAGUGAUGAAGAGGAGGAGAGAUCAGGUAUUGAAAGACUCAGGUCCAAUAAAUCUAAUAACCAAGCUUGAUCUUACCAUAUUUACUAAUUAACCUUAUACAGGGUGUGUCAUUAGUGUGGCAAAGUGAGAUAACUGCUUUACUAUUUGAGAUAGAUGAUUAAAAAUUCCAGAGAUGAUCUAGGAUCAUGAGCAGUACAUAUCCAAAAUAUUUCUUUUUAUACAGGGUAACUCAGAAAUGCGUGGUGCAUCAAAGUAAUACUCUUUCUUAUGGGACACCCUGUAUUUCAUUGCAUUUUCGCAUUCUUCUUUGUGAGCUGAUUUCAUCAAUGCAUCAC